This is a messenger RNA of Nicotiana tabacum (common tobacco), 1110 nucleotides long. RefSeq names its product chlorophyll a-b binding protein P4, chloroplastic. Gene Ontology annotation, cellular component: membrane. The record is from RefSeq and is a predicted model, not a curated record. NCBI's taxonomy places the organism in Eukaryota, Viridiplantae, Streptophyta, Magnoliopsida, Solanales, Solanaceae. Gene Ontology annotation, biological process: photosynthesis, light harvesting.
CAAAGUUUAACUCACCUUAACUCCAUUGCCAUUUUUCUUGGUACCUCCCAACAUCACCAACAACAUAUUUUUUUUUUUGAAGUGGGAAAAUGGCAACAGUUACAACACAAGCUUCAGCUGCCAUUUUCCGGCCAUGUGCCUCAAAAACCAGAUUUCUCACUGGAUCAUCUGGUAAAUUAAACAGAGAGGUCUCUUUUAAGCCCUUGACUUCUUCAUCUUACAACUCAUUCAAGGUUGAAGCCAAGAAAGGUCAAUGGCUUCCAGGCUUAGCCUCUCCUACUUAUCUUGAUGGCAGUCUCCCAGGAGACAAUGGUUUUGAUCCAUUGGGACUUGCUGAGGACCCAGAGAACUUGAAAUGGUUCGUCCAGGCUGAACUGGUGAACGGUCGUUGGGCUAUGUUGGGUGUUGCUGGGAUGCUGCUGCCUGAGGUUUUCACUAACAUUGGAAUCCUUAACGUGCCCAAAUGGUAUGAUGCUGGAAAAGAAGAGUACUUUGCAUCUUCAUCCACCCUGUUCGUGAUCGAGUUCAUCUUGUUCCACUACGUCGAGAUCAGAAGGUGGCAAGACAUCAAGAACCCAGGAAGUGUUAACCAAGACCCCAUCUUCAAGAACUACAGCUUGCCUCCUAACGAAGUUGGAUACCCUGGUGGUAUUUUCAACCCACUCAACUUUGCACCAACUGCUGAGGCCAAAGAAAAGGAAAUUGCUAAUGGGAGAUUGGCAAUGUUGGCAUUUUUGGGAUUCAUAGUGCAGCACAAUGUAGUAGGAAAGGGACCUUUUGACAACCUUCUGCAACACCUCUCCGACCCAUGGCACAACACCAUUGUCCAAACACUCGGCAACUAGAAAACCUCAUGGAAACUGGAUUGAAUAUAUUGUUACCCUUGUAACCAUGUUAUGGUUUUUGAUCAAGAAUAGAGCUUUGUGGUAAACAAGGAACCUUUAAUGUACAGGGCAUUUUAAAUUGCAAGUCUUAUUCGUGUUAUUUCCACCCUAUCGUCAGUAUAUAAAGUGGAAGAAAAGCCCCCUUUAGCUAAUUCGAGACGCUUAUCUAGACUUGGAUUUGGUAAAGGGAAAGCUUUCUUUUAGUAGUUCAACUUAUGCAUCUCAA